Messenger RNA from Linum trigynum, 3076 nucleotides. NCBI's taxonomy places the organism in Eukaryota, Viridiplantae, Streptophyta, Magnoliopsida, Malpighiales, Linaceae. The record is from the annotation of a GenBank genome assembly.
CUAUCCCAUUCCUUUUUUAUUAUGAUAUGAUUUUAGGGUGCUUUAGACAAUACAUGCGAAUUAGGUAUUGAAAAGGACACAAGUGUAGCAAAAGGGACAAAAUACUGAUGAUCACAACCUGGAGAUGAAGAUCACGGCCAAGAACAAAGACGACUAACUCAAGGAAAAGAUUGCGGCCUCGAAGCCUAAGAUCACGGCCACGAUCUUGGAGGUUGAGGGUGCGAACUUUGUGAAGAAGCCAGCGAGGAGAAAUAGAGAGUCUCCCCAGUCCGAUCACGGCCAUAGUUCGCAUUAAAUGUGAGGAAGUUCACGGUCGCGAUUCACGGAUCGCGACCGUGAAGUCAGCCCGCAAACUCCUCGUGUUUGAAGGCCAAAAUGGCAACAUCGACAAAUCACGACCUUAAGGGAGAAGAUCGCGACCAUGAUCUUCAAGCUGCCUGUCCGCGAUAUUCUCCGUCCUCUGAAGACUAUAAAUAGAAGACCCCCUUUCCCCAUUCAAGAGAGCUGAUUUUGGAGAUAGAAUUUUUGGUUAGAGAGAGAAACAAGAGAGAGAAGCUGAAGAAAGGAGAGGAGGGGAAUAAAGAGGAGGAGCUAGAAGAAAGGAGUCAUCCUCCUCGACAUCAAGUCUUCCCCUAUUUCUUCUAUGAACCUUCUUCCCUGCUUUAUGGAGCAGUCCUCUAAGGUACUAGGAGUUCUAAACUCCAAACCCUAGUUCUAGGGUUACUAUGUAAUGAAUGGAUAUUCUAGGGUUUUAAUGAAUGCAUGUGUUUAUCUAGUUGAUUUCAUUGUUUAUCUAGCUUUCAUUGUGUUUGGGUAAGUCGCCCUAAUCUUCUCUACUAGCCUACUUUAGCUUUACAUUGGGUAUGGAGUUUUAGGGUUAGACGGGUAUGCGCCAUCAAACAAAUUGAGGUUAGAUGUAUGAAUAGGAUCCUAUGGUGGAUGAGGCGGUCGUACCCCUACCAUAGGAAUGCCUUCCUAGAUAGAACUUGGGAUAAAACCUCGGUGUGGACGGUGGGUAGUACCCAUUGAAAGGAGCUAUGUUCUUAAUGCCACAGAUACGAUAGCCUAGAUCGAGGUGACUAACAUGGGUUUAGGGGAGGCGUACUCAGAGGCAUGUGGAUACCAUGAAAGCCCACGGAAAAGAGCUCACUCACCACAUUCGACAAACCCUAUUUAUCUAGACAUUGCAUAGUAGCCCUAGACUAGGGUGAGUGAUAGUUCCCCGAAGUACCUACUUUUAUCCUUAUUUGUUCUCUCUACUAGUAUUCCGCUUGAAUUCUUCACCACAAACCCUUAAACCGAUUGACUAGAUAACAACAACGUGGGAAAUAGGCUAUGGUACCGAGCCCCGAGUGAAUACGACCUUGAUUGCCACUAUAUGACAACGCUACUCUAGGUUAAACUUGGCCUAGGAUGGGGUAGUUAUUGAGACGUGCUAACUAUUGACAAUGACUUGCACAGAGUGAAUCGAUCAAGCUUUUUGACGCCAUUGUCGGGGACCCUUAGUAACUAGUAGAAAACCAUUGAGUUGUUAGUUUAGCCUUUAUUUUCUUCAUUUUUUUGUUUGUGUUUGUAUUAUUUCCAUAGUUUUUAUCGUUUUAUGUUUUGUUAUCCAACUUUGUGCGUCACGGGUUGUUGAAUUUGUGUCUUGUAACACUUUUGUAUGCAAAGAAGGGACUCUUUGGAGACAUUUCCUCUUGAUACAGAAAUCGAGAGAACCCUUCGGAAUCAAAGAAGAGUUGCAAGACAUCAACCUCCACUAAUGGCGGAUCAACAACAACUACCUCAAGUUCCACCAAGGCCUAGAACAAUGGGAUCAUACUCAAGGCCAAGUGUGGAUAAUGUUCAAUCACAUAUUCUUCACCAAAAAGUGUCGAACAACAACUAUGAGAUAAAGUUGGGCACAAUUUUGAUGCUUCAAAGUGCAGUUCAAUUCAAUGGGAUGAUGAGUGAAGAUGCUCAUGCACAUAUCAAGUCCUUCUAUGAGUUGACGGAUGGAAUCAAGGUGAACGGGGUUCCUUAAGAAGCAAUUCGUCUGAGGUUAUUUUUUGUUUACUCUAAAUGGAGAGGCAAAGCAAUGGUUGAAUAAGCAUCCCCAUCACUCCUUUGUCUCGUAGGACGAUCUCUACAAUAAGUUCUUCGCACAGUACAUUCCACCUUCUAAGACGACUCUAAUGAGAAGCGAGAUGACUAUGUUCUGUCAAGAGGAUGAUGAACCAUUGUUUGAAGCAUUGGAAAGGUUUACAUCUCUCCUAGUAAAAUGUCCACACCAUAGCAUCGCCGAUUGGUUACAAGUAGAAAGCUUUUAUAAUGGUUUAACAAGGGAGUCACACCACCUCAUCGAUGCGGCUAGUGGAGGUACCAUAAGGAACAAGGAGGUCGAUGAACUUCAAAGAUUGAUUGAAGAAAUGGCUCUGAAUAGCUACGAUUUGGGGAGGGGAGGGGGCAGAAGGAGAGGUAAGGAUGUGAAGAAGGGAAAUUUAUUUAAGAUUGAAGAACCAUCGUCAUUAGCAGUACAUAUACAAGAACUUUCCAAGAAAAUUAAUCAAGUUGCAUCAUCAAUGAAAGGCAAUGGGAAGCAACUCAUGAAAUGUGAUUGGUGUGGCGACUCGAGUCACACUAUGGAGGAUUGUAAGUCUAUAAUUGAGGGCUCAAUUCAAUUUAAGCAAGCCAAAUUUGUUGGAGUGCAAUCUCGAAGAAACAACCCUUAUAGCUCUACAUAUAAUCCGUGUUGGAGGAACCAUCCUAACUUUCUUUGGUCUUCUCCGACGGAUAGAAAGCCUCCAAGGUUUCAAUCUCAAGCUCCUAUUCAAAAUGCUUACCCAAGGCUGAGUCAACCCUCGUACCAAGGAACAAACCAAGAACAAAGUCGACCAUCCGAGGGUUGAGUUUCUAAACUUGAAGACUUGGUAGGCCAAUUCUUUACGCACUCAAACAAGAAGUUUGAGGCUGUUGACAAAGUCAUAGAGAAUACUAUGACCAAAUUCUCAAGUUUGGAAGCGGGUCCAUUAGUGAAGUUACUUCGACAUCUGUUGGAUGUGAGGGUGUCCCUCCAAAAUUAAGAGAUACGGGAAUC